This is a messenger RNA of Ilyonectria robusta, 2004 nucleotides long. RefSeq names its product ATP synthase regulation protein NCA2-domain-containing protein. Lineage: Eukaryota; Fungi; Ascomycota; Sordariomycetes; Hypocreales; Nectriaceae. Gene Ontology annotation, cellular component: mitochondrial outer membrane. The record is from RefSeq and is a predicted model, not a curated record. Bases 1 to 2004 code for a protein of 667 amino acids. The transcript has 2 exons.
AUGACUCUUGUCUCCGACCAGGUGCGGCGUCUCGACGCCUAUCUGGAUCGUCUCCCCGUCCUCUCCGAAGACUCGUCCGAGGAUGGACGCGAGGAAACUGAUGACCGGGGCUUCACCGUCGCCAAUGCCUUCUCUUCUCCUCGCCUCGACCACCUGCUCCGCAUCGUCCAGUCCCUCAGCACCUCAUCCUCUCACCCUCUCCUCCCAUCAUGGCGCAUCCGGAGCCUUCUCACUCAGUCUGGAAUCCCUGCUCCACCUGGUGCUAUUGUGAGGCCUUCUCAUGUUGAUGCCUUGAAGAGUCCUUAUGAAAAUGAGAUCGAGUGGCUCCUCGUCAGCAAAGCCACCAUCCAUAUUCAUGGCGUUGUUCUCGACACCCUGCUGGAACAAAUUAUCCCGCUCAGUGACGACAUUUGGUAUUGGGACGAUGUCCUCAGCUCAUACGCCUACAGCAGUCUGUACACUGUUCAAACCUCCCCGGUUCGCCUAUGGUCCUGGUCCCAAGAAGUCUACAGCACGACCAAGCUGCGGCUUCGAUCCAGUUCCGUGCGAGACGCUCCGGCCGACUUCGUAGACUCGACUAGGACCGGACUCUCGCAACAGUGGAAACAGUUCUAUGGCAUCGUUCAGGACAGUAUACGCGAGCGUUCCUUUGCCAACAUCCAACGUAAGGUCCUGUCUCCGGUGGCUCUCUGCCGUGCGGAGGCUAGACGGAAGCAAGCUCAGUUGAGGAAAUUGAGAGAGAUUACCGCCAGCGGACUUGGCGUUUUGAUGGAUGAGGGCUUGCAGUUUGGUCCCGACGACGAAAAGGCCGAGAUGCAGGACCACCACGACCUCAAGGGUGUCGUUGAGCGUAGCGUCGCCCUGAUCGACAUGGUACUCAAGGAGGUCUGCACUCUGGAUGUUAACAUUAACGACUUCGAAGACAAGGUGUUUGCUGGCGUGGAAGAGGACCCCGAGCUCUCAGUUCACCUGGAGGAUAGCAACGCAACUGAACGACCAGCAAUCCUCGCCCGACGGCUACUCCAAAUCAUUGACAAGACUCUCCCUGAACACCUUACUGUUAUGAAGGGCCUAGCAAAGGAAAACGGCCCCCCUUCUCCCUUAGUGCGGUAUUGGCUCUUUGCCAGUGUCGGUGUGCUCUCAUCAACCACCAUCUUGCGGAUUCUACUCAACCGAAAGGCCGAUAUUGUCCAGUGGUUCCUCGAUUUUGGGGCGACGGUCCAAGAUUUCUGGUUCAACUGGGUUGUGGAACCGACGGGGAAGGUUAUUCAAACAAUCCGGCAUGAUAAGACGAGUGAAAUCGCUAUCAUGAGCCGGGACAGUCUCAAGGCCGAUCGCGAAAGUCUCGAACGCAUGGUUGUUGACUUCGCCCUUGACAAACCCCAUUUCGCCUCGACGAGCGGAAUGCCUCUAUCCGACUCUCAAAUUGCCGAGAUUCGAACCAAGGUCGCUGAGGGUGAUGUAACCCCAGUGCUUCGAGCGUUCGAGCAGGACCUGCAAAGCCCUCUUAUGGGCGCGAUCCGGGGCGACCUGGUUCGGUCACUUCUGAUCCAAGUUCAGAAGACAAAGGUUGAUCUUGAGGUUGCCAUGACCGGCAUCGACUCCCUCCUCAAGAGUCAGGAAUUGGUCUUCGGCUUCGUCGGUCUCACUCCUGGUGUCAUCGUUUCGGUCGGCCUCUUCCAGUACCUUCGCGGCAUCUUCGGUGGACGAUCUGGCCAGCGCAACUCGGCCAAGGCCGGCAAGGCUGUGCGCGUCCUCCGAAACAUCGAUCGUAUCCUCUCCGAGGCUCGUCCCACAGAGAGCAACCUCUUGUCGUACAAGGACCAUGGUCUCUUGUUGUGCGAAGUACAUGUCUUGCGCAACUUGGUCGAUCGGUUGAUGCCCCGCGACAUUGGAAGGGAAUUCCUCGAGGACCUUGACGAUCUCUCCAAUAUGAAAGGCAUCCAGCUGCAGGCCCGGGCCCUCGAGCGCAUCCGAUGGGCCUACGGCAGGUGGCUGAAGUAA